UAUUAUACACUGGGAGGCAGGCAUUCACACUCACACACACACACACACGCACAGCGAGCAAGAAGCAGAUGGCAAGCGCAGUCAUGAGUUCAGUCAGCCUAAAGCCCGCUCCCUUCACGGCUGAGAAGUCCGCCGUGAGAGGGCUGCCGUCGUUGGCCAGAACCACCAGGUUCAGAGUUGUGGCCAGUGGUGGCAAGAAGAUCAAGACUGACAAGCCUUAUGGACUUGGUGGAGGUAUGGAGUUGAGGAACGGCGUCGAUGCCUCCGGAAGGAAGCCUACGGGAAAGGGUGUGUACCAAUUCGUAGACAAGUAUGGAGCCAACGUGGAUGGAUACAGUCCCAUCUACAACGAGGAUGAGUGGUCUCCAAGCGGGGACGUCUACGUUGGGGGUACAACUGGUCUGGCGAUAUGGGCUGUAACCCUAGUCGGAAUUCUUGCUGGGGGAGCACUUCUUGUCUACAACACAAGUGCUUUGUCACAGUAAUUCUAUUACCAUAUGCAUGUUGAUGUUCAUGUUGUAAUAUGGAAAAAAACUGUCUAGAACCAUACAUUUUAUGACCUCGUCUCUGCACUGUAAUUUCUCAAGUAUUUUACAGUGGAUGCGUCUUCUAUUACUCCACUUGUUCAAUUUGUUAACGUUAUUUACAUAAA
Sesamum indicum (sesame) is the source of this 652-nucleotide messenger RNA. RefSeq names its product photosystem II subunit R (gene PSBR). Gene Ontology annotation, cellular component: photosystem II; photosystem II oxygen evolving complex; thylakoid membrane. Gene Ontology annotation, biological process: photosynthesis. NCBI's taxonomy places the organism in Eukaryota, Viridiplantae, Streptophyta, Magnoliopsida, Lamiales, Pedaliaceae. The record is from RefSeq and is a predicted model, not a curated record.